This is a messenger RNA of Pseudomassariella vexata, 1662 nucleotides long. RefSeq lists its product as uncharacterized. Bases 1 to 1662 code for a protein of 553 amino acids. The transcript is spliced from 4 exons. NCBI's taxonomy places the organism in Eukaryota, Fungi, Ascomycota, Sordariomycetes, Amphisphaeriales, Pseudomassariaceae. The record is from RefSeq and is a predicted model, not a curated record.
AUGGAUGACAAGGGUGGUGGAGUUGGCUUCGAAGGCGGGUCCGGCUUCAAACGAGCCUCAACCGACAGUAACAAGACGCUCGUGAGCUCUGACGACGAAAGAGGGCUCAUUGACGGCGACCUCGUAAUCGAUAAGGGAAAGAAGUCGAAAGCCAAAUCAAAACCGCCCGUCUCAUUCAAUCCCUCAUCUUCACCCUUAUCCGAGAAAAGAUCAAACCACCAUCACCAUCCGCACCACCAAAAAACCAUCUAUAUUCUCAAAACCCCCCUAGGUCACCUCAUAGGCUUCCUCUUCGGCCCCGAAACUCUCACCAUAUUCCUCUCAGGCUGGCUUCUCACCAACCUUCGUGACUGGUACUUCCGCGUCGAUCACGUCGUCGACUACCUUGCCACGAUCCCAGACCCCUUCGGACGGUAUCCCUAUGUCUACGUCUUCCUCCUACAGUUCCUCGUGCAGGGCGCCGUCUCCACUGCCUGGGCUUGGCCUACUAGGGUGAGGAAAUUACCGCUCCUUGUGUAUGGAGGUGUGAUGUUGCAUCAGGAGAUGCGGAGGGAGACGACGGGGAAGACGCAUAGGAGGGUGCUGGCGGGCACGAAAGCGAUGGUGGCGGGGUAUGCGGCGCUGGCGGUUUGGAUGACGGGACGCAUGCCUGCUAGGCAUGAGAUCCUCGACCGUCCAGGACUCACCCUGCCGCCCCAGGACCUUGCAGCACUACAAGCCGAGGUCUGCAGAUUGGGUAAUCUCUGCUUCAAACCCCUCCCAAACUACCAAGUCUUCGACACCUCAUCCCAGACAGCUUUUGACGACAAGAUCAUGAUCCUAGCCCGACAAGAAGAAAGCGGCGAGCCAAUCGCCUUCGUCUCCACCGUCAUCCUCCCUGUUUCCGGCCACAACAAGCCCACCAUCCACACCGGUCUGACAACAAUCCAUCCCGACCACCGCAAAUCAGGCAUCAUCCACAACCUGUUCAGCAACCUGUUCAUACACAUUUUCUCCCUCUACCCCGAAGGCGUCUGGCUGAACGGCGAGCCCUCAGAGAUGCAUCUCCAAAUUGCGAGGGAAAUCAGCGCAAGGCACCGCGCCAAGAUGUACGUACCGGCUGAGGCCGGGUUUGACGAGAAGGCGUUUGUGUUUAGGAGAUCAAAGAACACGUUGCAUGGGCCGUCGUAUAUGAAGGAUUCGGAUGAUUCGCGGUACUGGCACCGGGAGAGGGAGCUGACGGAGUUUUAUCGGAAGUUGCUGGUCAAUCCGGGUGAUGAGGUGUUGCAGAUUUCGUAUUUGGACCCAGUGCAUGUUUUGGAGGCUGCGACUCAACCGAGGUUUAGGGAUGAGUGGAAAGAGAAGUUUUCAAAGGAGGUCGUGAAAUAUUUGAUUAUGAUGACAUAUAUGUUGUUCUCGUCGCAUAAUAAUGCCAGGGUCGAUGUACAGGGGUUUAAGGUGACAUUCGUUGGCUGCUCCGUACAGCGCAGCCUCAAAGCUGGCGUGCACGAGAACCUUGCCUUCUACGGCCGCGAAUUUUUGCUGGAGCAGUACACACAGUGGACCAUCAUGGAAGACCAGAAAGUCUUGGAUCGGGCCUUCAAGCAUGAAGUCAGGAAGAUGUUUGUCGCCUGGAGAGACUGGCGCAGUGUCUCCCGACUGGGUUCUUGUUCGGUCUCCUGA